AUGGAUGCAGACGAGGAGACGAGGCAGACGAGGGAGACGAGGCAGAGGGGAGGAGAGCAGAGGCAGACGAGGCAGACGAGGGAGACGAGGCAGACGAGGCAGACGAGGAGACGAGGCAGACGAGGGAGACGAGGCAGACGAGGGCAGACGAGGGAGGACGAGGCAGACGCAGACGAGGGAGACGAGGGAGACGAGGGAGACGAGGCAGACGAGGGAGACGAGGCAGACGAGGGAGACGAGGCAGACGAGGCAGACGGGAGACGAGGCAGACGAGGCAGACGAGGAGACGAGGGAGACGGGCAGACGAGGGAGACGAGGCAGACGAGGCAGACGAGGCAGACGAGGAGAACGAGGCAGACGAGGGAGGGACGAGGCAGACGAGGCAGAGAGGAGACGAGGCAGACGAGGGAGACGGGAGACGAGGGAGAGAGGCAGACGAGGAGACGAGGCAGACGAGGGAGACGAGGCAGACAGGGAGAGAGCAGACGAGGGAGACGAGGCAGACGACGAGGCAGACGAGGGAGGACGAGGCAGACGAGGGGAGACGAGGAGACGAGGGGAGACGAGGAGACGAGGCAGACGAGGGAGACGAGGAACGAGGGAGAGCAGAGAGGGAGACAGGCAGACGAGGCAGACGAGGGAGACGAGGGAGAGAGGAGACGAGGAGACGAGGCAGACGAGGCAGAGAGGGAGACGAGGGAGACGAGGCGAGAAGAGGCAGACGAGGGAACUAGGAACUAG
Cottoperca gobio is the source of this 741-nucleotide messenger RNA. RefSeq names its product octapeptide-repeat protein T2-like. The transcript is spliced from 2 exons. Bases 1 to 741 code for a protein of 246 amino acids. Lineage: Eukaryota; Metazoa; Chordata; Actinopteri; Perciformes; Bovichtidae. The record is from RefSeq and is a predicted model, not a curated record.